This is a messenger RNA of Helicoverpa armigera (cotton bollworm), 3630 nucleotides long. Its product is annotated as dymeclin. Gene Ontology annotation, biological process: Golgi organization. NCBI's taxonomy places the organism in Eukaryota, Metazoa, Arthropoda, Insecta, Lepidoptera, Noctuidae. Gene Ontology annotation, cellular component: Golgi apparatus. The record is from RefSeq and is a predicted model, not a curated record.
GUUUUCAAAAUGUCAUCGUCGUACAUACAAAUGUCAAAUAUUUGACAAAUCGGCAAUGAUUUCGUGGCUGAAAACAAAUCGCGGCCUAAAAUAUUAAUUAAAUUGCUGUAUUAAUGUUAAAUUUAGACUAGAAUCUGCGAAUAUAACAGAUAAAGAUGGGUGUAGCAAUAAGCAGAUAUUCGGAGCUGUCUUCCAAUGAGCUACUGACAAGGUUCUGUUCGUCCGAGGUCAUCUGCCCUAAUGAUCCGUUCUGGAACCAGUUGCUCGCCUUUAAUAUAAAUCCACCGAGUAGUGCCGAUGAACAGUUAAUGUUCGAUGGCAGCACGGAGGCUUUACUUCAGAAGUUCCUGCAGAACAACCCUCAGACCGGCAACCUUGGAUCCCUGGUGCAGGUGUUCAUCACCAGGGCUACUGAACUGCUGGCAGCUCCCAAUAGUGACAAUGUGAUGCUAGCAUGGCAGACCUUCAACGCUCUGUUCGUGAUUCGAGCUGUCAGCAAGUACCUGGUCGAAAUGGUGCCUGAGUAUGAACUGUGCAGGCAUUUGGACGUGCAAGCUGAACGGAGGGUCGGCAAUGGACCCGUUGAGACCAUCACAAGAGACCUCCCCAUCACCGCUGGCGACCCCACAAGUCCUGAAGCCCCGGAGCCUCCCACGUCCCCUAAAUUGACUGGCUCUGAGAGCCGGGUGGAAAUGCUCAUUGAUGCACUCAUUGGGCUUAUCAUUGAUGUUCCUGUCACUGACAACACAUACUACCUACACUUGGAAUGCAUCAACACCAUGCUAGUUCUCAUGUCGGUGUAUAUGUUCGCUGGAGUCCACGGACAAACGCGUCUUGUGGACACCUCGCUGAUUUACAGAACGUUAUUCCAAGGCCGUUACGGGAUGCACGCCCCGCUACUAGUGAAGACUUUACUGAACAAUCUAUCAAGCAUGUUACCUGCUCCUCCGAGCAUGUUUGGAGCUCAUGCUGCGGGUGGCAGUCUGCUUAUUAAUUUGGCUUCCGGCCUCUGGAACAUGAUAACCUUCAACACAGCCUCCCGACAAACAAUCUACACGCACCCCUCUAGACAGGCAGGAGUUACAAGAGCGAGUCAAAAGGAGCACCCUGUAGCUAACCAGUCGUGCCUCCUUCUGCUGACGUUGGCUAACCAUUGUAUGAACGAUGAUAACUUGUAUAGAAAUGCUCUGCUGUGCUGUGAGGAUACUGCAGAAACAUCGGCCCCGACGCCGCAGCGGGAAUCAAACGGUGGACCACAGCUGACUCCUCCUAGAAUCGACAUGGCUGCCCUACACAAGGCUCUAUGCGCUACAGCGGGUUGCGAGCACUCAACGCUACUCCUAUAUUUAAUGCUACAUUCGUGCAACACGUACAAACGACAUAUAAGCAAUGUGGCGCAGAUUGAUCAGUUGAUAGUGCCGAUCCUACAAGUACUAUACAACGCGCCGGAUAAUAACGCUCAUCAUAUAUACAUGUCGCUAAUAGUGCUGCUUAUAUUGACUGAAGACGAUGCGCUUAUCAAAAUGCUGAUUUUGAUUAUACUAAUUACUGAAGUUUUGUCCACAGAUGUUAAAAAUCUAACCUGGUACACAGAGAGAGCAAUUUCAGAGAUAUCUCUAGGCGGUCUGAUGGUGCUAGUAAUACUACGAGCGUUACAAUACAACAUGGUGCGAGUCAGAGACAAAUAUCUGCACACCAACUGCCUAGCCGCCAUCGCUAACAUGAGCUGUGAAUUCAGGAAUCUACAUCCGUACGUGGCCCAAAGGUUAAUAUCGCUGUUUGAGACUUUAACUAAAAGAAGAGCGAGGCUUUGGAACGAGGUUGAAGGUGGUGAUUUAAAUAACGUGGACUUACCUCAUCACACAGAAGAGAAGACAGAAGAAAUGAUGGACCACAUAUCAGUACUCGACGAAGUCCUAAGGAUGCUACUAGAGAUAAUAAACUCUUGCGUCGCUCAUCAACUGACAAAUAACUGCAAUGUAGUGUACGCGUUGUUACACAAGCGACAUCUAUUUACUCAGCACACGCAUCAUCCAGUUGCGCAGAAUAUUGAUAUGGUCAUAGGUUAUUUUUCAACGCGUUUGCAACGCGUGCAGGGAGCGGGCGGUGAUUUGGGCGUCACCGAGGUAUUGCAGUGCAUUAAGAAAGGAGCUGAGCAGUGGUCUAGCGAUAGACUAAAGAAAUUCCCCGACCUAAAAUUCCGUUACGUCGAAGAAGAAAGACCAGAGGAAUUCUUCACUCCCUACGUUUGGAGUCUCGUGAGCUCCUGUGGCGGGGUCUACUGGGCCAGUGAGGGGGCGAGGGCUCUGGGAGACCUCCUCGCCUGCUGAUCGACGAACUGUGUAAUAUAUGAUGUCGUGGUCAAGACGCUUAUGUGCCGAUGGGGAUGAACGAUGAAAUAUAUGUAUUGUAUUGUAAAUUGGUUAAUAAAUUGUUACUGUAACAGUUACUUGGGUAACAUUUUUGGUUAGUUGAGUAACUUACUAAAUAAACGCAAAAAGUAAAUUAUGCUAAAUAAUUUUUAGUCACAAUUUUUUUCUGUAUUUUUGCCUAUGAUGAACUAUGUCGACGAUACCCGAUAGAUGUUAUUUAACGCCCGCUUUUGGUGCAUGGCAACACAAAAUCAAAAUGGCGGCGCUGUCAUGAAUAUCUAACUAAUUUAGUGGUUAUACUAUUUUACUUCCUUUCCGCUAUUGUAAUAUUUAUUCAAAAUUUUAUUUUAUUUUGUUAUAUGUAAUAGUAAAAUUAUGGUAUAGAAUUUUCUGAACUUGUAAUGUGACAAUAUGCUAGCUGCUAGAUAUUUUGAAAUGUUUUAGAACUCUAUAGAAAUUAACUAUUGCUUUGUAAUAAGUUUAUUAUCUAUACAUAUGUAUUUAAUUAAAACAAAUCGAUGAGCUAUAAAUAUUAUACUAGUAAAUUUCUACACUGUGAAUUACUAUUAGAGUGACUAUUUAUAAUUUAUUUUAUAAAUAAGAACUCAGAAAUUUACUUAAAAAAUACAUUUUGAAAACUCACACAUUUGCUUUAUGGCAACCUCUAUAAAAUUAUUUAAUAUAAAGCUACAAAAAUAUAAUUAACUUUUGCAGAUACUGCAAAUUAUUGCAUUCCUUGGUACAUGAAAAACUUGGCUAAAGAAUAUUAUAAAUAUAUUAAUUGAUCUCUCUCCGGUGGUGUCGGAUUGCCGUCCCAUCGUGCCAUGAGAGUGAAGGAAUAGUGAGUGCACCUGUGUCUACGCAAAUGCUCGUGCACUAUAAUAUAUCCUGCGCAGCUGGCUGAUCUCUUUCUACAACAGCCGACAUUAUUGUUGAGUUCAAAAUCAAUUCAAUUAUUUUAGUUUUUAAUUACAAUAUGUCUGAAUUCCAAUGUUAAUCGCGUAGUAUUUAUAAAAUCAUAGCAUUUGUGUUGUUUUAAUCAUCUUCAUAUUGUAUACAAAUCUUUUUCAUUUACAUGUUUUUUAAUGUAUGUACCUACAAAGUUCAUUUAUUAGAUUUUUUGUUUUAGAGUAAAACUCAUUAAUUUGAAAUAACCUGUCUUCCUUAAUACAAGAUUGUGAAAAUUCAAACGAAUGUAUUUGUAUGCUUAUCCUUUGUAACCUAUUUAGGUUUGUAUCCCACACACCCGUAACUUAUA